AUUAAAUAGUAACAUUAUGAAAAAUAAUGCUACUAAAUACUUGUAUUUAUUUUACUUUCUCUCUCUUACUAAGCUCCUCUCAAAUCCAUCACUUCUAAACCCUCCAUACGCUACCUUCAUCCCCUGCUUCAGGAAAAUACCAAAAAAUUGAGCUUUUAUACCUCAAACUUUGCAGAGUGGAGAAUCUGAUUUGUUAGUGGCUUUAAGACCGUGAACAUGUCAGGUGGGGAGGGCAGACAUCUUUCUAAUCAAGACCUACAAAUGGUCCAAGAUCUUAUAGAACAUUGCCUUCAACUGUACAUGACCAGGAAAGAAGCUGUGAGUUUUCUCUCAAGAAGAGCAAAUGUGAUGCCGAGCAUUACUGAACUUUUAUGGCAGAGACUUGAAGAAGAGAAUCAGGAAUUCUUUGAGGUUUAUCACAUUCGGUUAGCAUUAAAGGAGCAGAUACAGCAGUUCAAUGAAUUGUUGAAGCAGCAAGCAAAUAUGGAGAAGAUCCAAAAUACUAGAGUUACUCCUAUGCCAGUUUCUAAUGAAUCAUGCGAGGCACAAUUCCAACAGAAUGCUGGCUGCUAUGCCAUUGAUCAGACAAGACUAUCAAUGAUGGCUGACACACUUCUUGCUCAGAACUCUAAUUCCAUGAGAUUGAUGCAUGGUUUGAAUGGAGGGAUUUUUGCUUCAGAAAGUGGCUAUCCUUCUGAUCCUACCAUUUUCUAUGAUAAUGACCCCAAUCUAGGUGAAGUGUACGCCUCCAUGGAAGGUGCAUCUAUUGCAACCUAUACUGGUAUAGGGGCAAGCUCGCAGCCGUUAAAUGAGACAUUGCUGGGUGUGAAUGGUUCAUUUGGGCAAUUUGGAGAGAAUCCUAAAGUGUUCAAUAUUCCCGAUUUAGUUUAUAAUUCUGUGCAUGAUACCUAUAAUCCAACCACCAUUGCGGAGACGAAGAACUAUCAUGCCUGAGAUGAACCCGACAUUCCAGGUUAGUAUGUUACUCAAACGGACAUGUACAAAAUAAUUCUAGAAAUGGCCCAAAUCUUGCAGAUUUUAUUACUUUUUCAUGAAGGUACAUAAAUUGGUGUGCUUGCUGCAAUGGUUGAUGCUUCGGUGAUCGAUGAAGGAGGGUGGCAGUAGAAGUCUUGACCAAGCCCUGUGGAGAUGUGUCGGAACUCCGAUGCCUUCGGUCUUUCAGUGUUUGAUUUGGUGCAAAUUAAUUCUUAAGAAGCUUAAAUGGGUUAAUUAUGGAUUUUAUGUAAUGAACUUAGCAAUGUGUUUGAUCUUUUUUUUUUGUAAUGGAAAUUUGGUAUCAUAUUUCAUGUUUAUUCAUAGACUAAUGUAGCAAUAUUUUAAUGGAAAAAUUACCAUAAUAAUCCAAACUUUGUUUGAUUUUCCUACAA
Molecule: messenger RNA, 1388 nt
Organism: Amaranthus tricolor (Joseph's coat)
Lineage: Eukaryota; Viridiplantae; Streptophyta; Magnoliopsida; Caryophyllales; Amaranthaceae
Exons: 7
Coding region: 217-954 (245 amino acids)
Source: RefSeq, a predicted model, not a curated record